AUGACUCCAGAGUAUGCCAACCUGAAGCCGUGGCUGAGUUUUGACCACGUGCAACCUUCCCAAGUGCCAGUUGUCAUGAAAUGGACACAUAGCAUUCUCCAGGAAGAGAACUUUGUCAAUGAAUGCAGAGCCAUUGAACAAGCGCGAUCGUUAGCUUUUGAGCUUGGGGUUUACGACGGCGUUCAUGGUCCUCAUCUUGGCGAAGUGCGCACAUCAGAAUCUCGUCCAUGCCGACCUGUGAGAAGAUUAGGGGUUCAUCCUUUCACAGACAUCUUCAUCGGCAGUGAGAACGACCUUACUAUGUAUUCCACCAUUGUUUUGGAAUCCUGCCUUGGACAUGGACAGAUGCCAUGGGCAGCGGGGCUUCUGAGAGGAGGAGAGUUCUCUACCAUCAUGAAGCCAGAAGAUGAUUCAGCAUCCUCAUUCAGCGCUGUGUUUCUGCCAGAACACAUCAUGCCUACACUACAUGUUCCCAUUGUAGCAGUUCCCAAAGGUGAUCCAAUUCAGAUGAAACCGAAUCGACAAGAAGAUCCACAAAUGUUAGACCCGUCUGAUGGCUCUGAAGGCGAACAUCCACCAGGUCGGCAAAGAGAUCCUCACAGACCACCAUUGCGGUUCUUUCCUGCCUGGGUUACCCAAUUGUGGGAUUUACUACAAGCCGAAGGAGCAGUUGAGAUGGAAGAGGAAGGUCCAGUUUUGUAUUUGCAGUCCUUCUACAUCAGUCACCGGCAUCACCCUCACCAACACAUUUCUCGACCAUUGCGCAUUGACCGAGAUUAUGUGGAUUGGGAGAGAGAUUUCCGUUUUGUCUGGGAAGACUUUGUAGAUGAGAAUGCACCAAUGGACAUUCAUCUGGUACAGCCUGAGCACCCUCUUCCAGUUACAAGAGGGACUUCCUAUGGCAUGCAGGAGCUCUACAAGCUUGCGAAGAAGUACAACAACAAGGAUAUGGAUUCUGCACUAUCAAAGCUGGUCCUUUCGAGUUUGAUCAGACCAGACCGAUGCGCUUAUACGGACCAAGAGUGGGAAGCUAUCUUCUGUUCGCGAUUUCGUGCAGAUCCUGUGCCUCAGAUGCGCUUCCCAGAAGAUGAUGAUGCCGUACAUUUCAUGGCACGCUCCAGUGCCCAGUUAUUUGCAACAUACCAAGCAGCCAGUUCAUCCUCCACCACCAGAAGCAGGUCUGCAGCUUCCUCAGACCAAUCCAAUGUGGAUGAGGGAGAGAACUGGCGUUUAGCGAUUGUCUACACCGUAGAUGGACAAGCAGUACAAGUUGAUGUGCCCUGGACAGAUGCUCACCUUCGAGUUCAAAAGAUUGCGCAGGCUUUCUCCAUCCCAAUCCCAGAAGAGCAAGUCACACAGGUCUAUCAUGUAGCGGCUACUCCACAAGAUCUGGCACAAGAAGAACUUGAGUGUUUUCUUCUUCAACGAGAACAGGACGUACCCAGCUCGACGCUGUUACGCCUGAUCUUGGUUGACAUUGAAUACCGUCCAGAUCAUCGUGGUGCUGCAAUGCGGAUUGUACGCAGAGGUUUUUGGCUUCCACACAGGAGCAAUGCCAUCUCAAUCAUCAGACUUUUGGGGUAUGAGGGACAUUGUUCUCCCCGAUACAGGAGAUGUUCUCUUUGGCACAACCACCAUGUGAUUGACAUUGAAGCCAAUCAUCUCUUACAGCUCUCCCAUGGAGACUAUGUCAGAUUUCAUCUACCAUGGAGCCCGGACGAUGACAUGGACUAUCUCUUUGGUCAAGAAUGUCAACCUGCAUCAGAGGAACAUGCUGCCUUAUUCCAAGUACAGGCGAGCAUUAUUAUCACUGAUGGAGGUCAUUUUUCUGGAGCUUCGGCGCCGCACUGUCCCAUUCAGAUGAGAUCCAUUCGUGAGAGACGGCCACCUCGCGACCUUUUGCCCCAUGCUCUUCAAGAGCAAUUGCGAGCCCUCUGGGAUCGGCCACAUCUUCGGCAACGUUUUCCUGAUCGCUCUGAAGUGAUGCUCUUUGACACAUGGUUUCUCAGCAAUAGAGGAUUCCAUCGAUGA
Molecule: messenger RNA, 2031 nt
Organism: Cladocopium goreaui
Lineage: Eukaryota; Dinophyceae; Suessiales; Symbiodiniaceae
Source: the annotation of a GenBank genome assembly